Molecule: messenger RNA, 2007 nt
Organism: Chenopodium quinoa (quinoa)
Lineage: Eukaryota; Viridiplantae; Streptophyta; Magnoliopsida; Caryophyllales; Amaranthaceae
Exons: 1
Coding region: 767-1810 (347 amino acids)
Source: RefSeq, a predicted model, not a curated record
UUUUCCUAAUAAAAAAACAAUUAUACUUUUAAUAUUAAACAAUCAAUAUUUCCAAAAAAAAAAAAUAGUUCGUACGUGAUGAUUAUUUUGAACUAAAAAAAUACAUAUUGUGCUAAUUUUUUCAAAUAAAGCCACGAAUUAGCACAUUUAUAAUAUUUGAAUAUAUCCCCUCUUUGACAUACAUAAAAUCUGUGAAAAGAUAUACAUAUAUUACGGAGAAUAAAGUUUAUAAUAAUCUUGCACUUUACAUUAGUGUAAAGUACUAAAUGUUACAAUUUAAAGAAUAACUGAAAAUUUAUACGAUAUAUAUUUAGGGAAAAAAAAACACCUUAUUUAAUAAAACCAACUCUAAUUCCAAUCCACCUCCUCCUCUAAUAGUAUGUCAGUCUCUAGUUGUUGGCCUAUCCAUUCAUCCUAAACCACCAUUUUCCAAACACCCCUUCCAAACUACCACCAACAUUUUUAGAGAGAGAAAAUAAACCCAAAACUAGAGAGAGGAACUCCCAUCAUUUGCAUAUUAUUAAAGGGAACAAACAUCAAACCCCCUUUGCUUAUUUCUUCAUCUAACUUCCUUCCUUACACCCCAAAAAAACAGAGCAAAAAGAAAGAAAGAAAAAAACAGAGGAAAUAAAUAGUACCAACAAAAAUACAAAUAACUUGAAAAAAUCUUAAGCUAACAUCAACAUCAUUUUCGCUUCAUUUUCACAUCACAUUCUUUAGAUAACAACUUCUCUUUAUAAAUCACCUCAAAAAAUUAUAAUUUUCCAUGGAAGAAAAUCCAUCAAUCUCAAUGGCAAGAGCUGCAAAAAUCAUUAGAAAAUCAAUCUAUACUUUUUUACAACACUACCAAUUUUUCACCUCUGUAGCUGCCUUCAUUGCUCUACCAUUCUCUAUCUCCGUCCUCAUCUCCUUAGCUAUCGUGCCUCGCUCAUUUGCGCUCCUCCCCACUGUCUAUGGCCGCCUUCACUCGGUCUUCCUCGCCGCCGGUUUCCCCCCUUACUCUGAUUUUUUCACUCUCCUUAGCCUUAAACUCUCUCAAACCAUUUCCUCUUCAAUAGUCACCCUUCCUUUUACACUUUCUUUUCUUUUAUUAGCCAAAGCCUCAAUUAUACACUUUUUUUCCUACAAAAAAACUACAAAUAAUAAUUCAUCUUCAUCAUUUAUAGCCCUUUACCACCCUAUUCUCUCUACACAUCUUUGCAACACUUUUAUCAUUUUCGCUGCGAAUGCAACGUGUUUUUCUCUGCUUUUCUUGGCAUUCAACUUCCUAGAAGGUUUCCAACUCGACUCCCCGAGAUGGGUGCUCUUCUUAUCAGCUCUUGGCGCGGUGUUUUACUCAAUAAUUCUCGCGAAUUCUUUUGUUGUGUGUAACUUGGCAUUGGUUUCAUCAGGAAUAGAAAGAAGGGGUGGGUUUUUAUCUAUACUAAAAGCUUGUGUUUCAAUUCGGGGUAAGACCUCCACUGCGCUGGCCUUAGCCGUGCCUACUAAUUUAGGCCUCGCCGCAGUGGAGGCCUUAUUUCAUUUCAGAAUAAUCGCAACAGCUCAACACCCCAUUAAUAGUACCUCGUUAUGGCUCGUGGCCUUCGAGGGGGUGCUAAUCGCUUACAUAUACUCCAUCCUCGUUGUUCUCGAUGUCAUCAUGAGUUGUGUGUUCUAUCAAUGUUGCAAAAACGAUCAACGUUAUAUUCAACAAGUUGUUCAAGGGUAUGUUGUCAAUGAUCAAGAUGCUAGCGUGACAGAAGUUGAUGAUGAUUAUUGUUAUUAUGAUUAUAAUGAGGAAAAGUUGAAAGGAUUGGAGGAAUUUGUGUAAGUUUUUAAUAUUUGAUUCAAGAAAAAAAAAAGGUUAGAUCUUACAUUUUUUUUAAGCAUUGUUGUCCAAUUGAAAAGAGAGCAUUUUGUACAGAGAGAUUAAAGUGGAAAAAAAAGGGUAGAGUAUUUGAUACAAAAAGAGAUGCAAAGAUGAUAAAAGUCAUCAAUUCAAUGAAAUUAUUGAUUUUCAUAUUACAA